Messenger RNA from Peromyscus eremicus (cactus mouse), 2173 nucleotides. RefSeq names its product solute carrier family 1 member 5 (gene Slc1a5). The record is from RefSeq and is a predicted model, not a curated record. The coding region runs from base 202 to 1863 and encodes 553 amino acids. Gene Ontology annotation, cellular component: plasma membrane. Gene Ontology annotation, molecular function: symporter activity; neutral L-amino acid transmembrane transporter activity; L-aspartate transmembrane transporter activity. The transcript is spliced from 9 exons. Gene Ontology annotation, biological process: L-aspartate import across plasma membrane. NCBI's taxonomy places the organism in Eukaryota, Metazoa, Chordata, Mammalia, Rodentia, Cricetidae.
CAGUUUUUGGGGAUCCUUCAACACUGGGAAAAGUAAAGGGGUCUCGGCGCACAGCCCGGGGGGCUUAGGACACUCCACCCUCCGAGAGCCUGUGGACUCACAACUUCAAGGACCCCUGCAAAGUUCCAGCCUCGACUCUCGGUCCCAAGAACAUUGCACCCAGUCUCUAGGCGCGCAAGGAACCCCCAAUUGCGGCUCAGCAUGGCAGUGGAUCCCCCUAAGGCCGACCCCAAAGGGGUGGCAGUGGAUCCCACCGCGAACGGUGGCCCGGCGUUGGGCUCCAGAGAGGACCAAGGCGCGAAAGAAGGUGGCUGCUGCGGUUCCUGGGACCAGGUGCGCCGCUGUCUUCGCGCCAACCUGCUGGUGUUGCUCACGGUGGCGGCGGUGGUGGCCGGCGUGGUGAUAGGGCUGGGGGUCUCGGCGGCGGGCGGUGCUGAAGCGCUCGGCCCCGCGCGCUUGACCGCCUUCGCCUUCCCGGGAGAGCUGCUGCUUCGUCUGCUGAAGAUGAUCAUCCUGCCUCUUGUGGUGUGCAGCCUGAUCGGAGGUGCAGCCAGCCUGGACCCUAGCGCCCUCGGCCGUGUAGGCGCCUGGGCGCUGCUCUUUUUCCUGGUUACCACACUGCUCGCGUCCGCGCUCGGCGUGGGCUUGGCUUUGGCGCUGAAGCCGGGCGCCGCCUUUACCGCUAUCAACGGCUCGGUGGGAGGCUCCUGUGACCACAGUGUACCCACCAAGGAGGUGCUGGAUUCCUUCCUGGAUCUCGCGAGGAAUGUUUUCCCCUCCAAUCUGGUGUCUGCCGCAUUCCGCUCUUACGCUACCUCAUAUGCACCCAAAGACGCCAACGCCUGUGCAGUACAGCCACCUGCCUGUACACAAAGAGAGAUCAACGGAACCAUGGUCCAGCUGGGAUGUGAGGUAGAGGGCAUGAACAUCCUGGGCCUGGUGGUGUUCGCUAUCGUCUUCGGUGUGGCCCUGAGGAAGCUGGGACCUGACGGAGAACUGCUCAUUCGUUUCUUCAACUCCUUCAAUGAUGCCACCAUGGUCCUGGUCUCCUGGAUUAUGUGGUACGCCCCUGUGGGCAUCUUGUUCCUGGUGGCCAGCAAGAUUGUGGAGAUGAAGGAUGUCAGCCAACUCUUCAUCAGCCUCGGCAAAUACAUCCUGUGCUGCCUGCUGGGGCAUGCCAUCCACGGGCUCCUGGUUCUGCCCCUCAUCUAUUUCAUCUUCACCCGCAAAAACCCCUAUCGAUUCCUGUGGGGGAUCAUGACGCCACUGGCCACAGCUUUUGGGACCUCUUCUAGCUCUGCCACGCUGCCCCUGAUGAUGAAGUACGUAGAGGAGAAGAACGGCGUGGCCAAGCACAUCAGCCGCUUCAUCCUGCCCAUCGGCGCCACGGUCAACAUGGACGGGGCGGCGCUGUUCCAGUGUGUGGCAGCGGUGUUCAUUGCCCAGCUAAACGGGGUGUCCCUGGACUUCGUGAAGAUCAUCACCAUCCUGGUCACAGCUACUGCGUCCAGUGUGGGGGCCGCAGGCAUCCCUGCAGGGGGGGUCCUCACGCUUGCCAUCAUCUUGGAAGCCGUCAGCCUCCCUGUCAAGGACAUCUCCUUGAUCUUGGCCGUGGACUGGCUAGUGGACAGGUCCUGUACCAUCCUCAAUGUGGAAGGUGACGCAUUUGGGGCAGGACUGCUUCAGAGUUACGUGGAUCGUACCAAGAUGCCGCCAAGCUCGGAGCCUGAACUGAUCCAUGUGAAGAAUGACAUGCCUCUGAAUCCACUGCCCCUCGCCACAGAGGAGGGGAACCCCCUUCUCAAACAGUACCGGGGACCCGCCGGGGAUGCCGCCACAUGUGAAAAGGAAUCUGUUAUGUGAAUAUCAGGAGGGACUUUCUGUGCCCUGGUGGCAUCACAUUGGAAGUGGGGAUCAUGAGAGCUGGAGAAAUGGACUGGUAUGGACUCCAGGGGUGGGCUGUUUACACAGUCCGGGAAGCUUUCCUUCCUGGAAAGGAUAUUGGGAGCCUCAUUGCUGGGGUAAUGUGCUUAUAUAUGAAUGUGUCCACAAAUCUCCCCCCAUCUUGGCUCCCACUCAAGGAGAUGACAUUCUUGUCACCCAGAGCCAUCCAACCUACCCGUCUACCAUGUAGAAUUCUCUAUCCUUUGAAGGCAAAAGUAUGGUGGUGUGA